Molecule: messenger RNA, 381 nt
Organism: Ostertagia ostertagi
Lineage: Eukaryota; Metazoa; Nematoda; Chromadorea; Rhabditida; Trichostrongylidae
Source: the annotation of a GenBank genome assembly
AUGGCUGCAAUCAUUUGGGGAAACAGAGAGGUUGUGAGCCGACGUCGUCAAAUCACCAAAAGAGUGGCUGAACAUCCAGAGCUGCAGGAUCCAUAUAGCCAGGCGUUUAUGACGCGUACAGAGCACAUGGAUCAUGCAGCUAGAAAGGCCACAAACAUGCUCAAAGAUUUGGACGCUCUCGAUGUGAAUCCAGUGAAUAUGAACGAGAUGUACCAUUUAACGAAUGAAGUCAUCGGUAUAUCCGGUUAUCCACUGGCUCUUCAUGGUAUCAUGUUCAUUCCCACACUUCAAGCUCAAUGCGCCGACGAUCAGAUGCAUUGGCUGGAGAAAGCUAUGACGAAGCAGAUCAUCGGCACCUAUGCACAAACCGAACUAGGGCAU